AUGACGAAAUUAGCAGCAGGCGUGAUUCUAGCUGUCGCUCUUGCUGGCGUGUCGUUCACGAAGGCGUCGCCGCCUGGAGCAGUGUACGUCGACCCUCUACUGUACAAUGUUGUGGGAGCAAACUACACAAAAUGGCGCAACUCGUCCGCUGUUGGCUUUAAUCCCACAAAUACUGCACCCCCAUUCAUUCAGGUCUUUGACCCCUCGUUCCUCAAAAUCACUGGACCAUCUGCUACCAUCCGCUCAAUUGCUUCAAACCCUGGCUUUGCUUUUGCCCAUGAAGCACCCAUCUACGUUCCGGACCUUAACGUAAUCUUUUUUUCAAGCAAUGGUGGUGGCGCACUCGGGUACAGCGGCUGGUACAACAACAGCGUUGUUAGCAUGAUCAACAUGACAGAAGUCGACAUGGCGCUAGCUUCUACAACUGGAGAUGUCAAUAUCCAGGUUCAAACGCUCAACCUCUCUGAUACUGUUCAAAUGGUCAAUGGGGGAACGGGCCCGUAUAAAGGAGACCUCCUGUUCGUCACCUCAGGUCGCGCUUUGCUCCCUCCUUCAAUUGUGCGCGUCAAUCCCAACCCUCCCUAUAACACCACUGUUGUUCUGGACAACUUCUUAGGCAGACAAUUCAACUCGCUCAAUGAUAUUAAAAUUCUUCCCGGCACGGACAUCAUGUUUUUCACUGAUCCUGCCUACGGGUGGCUUAACGGUUUCCGUCCUGAACCAAUGCUACCAUCACAAGUUUACCGCUUCGAUCCGUCCACUGGGCAGGUCAGAAUCGUUGCUGACCAGUUUGUGCAUCCGAAUGGUAUUGCAUUCACCCCCGACGGUAAAACUGCAUUUAUCACCGACACUGGUAUUUUCGGAGGCUUCCUGGGAACGAAUCAGACCCUUCCAGCCACGAUCUACCAGUUCGACGUCGACCCAUUGACGCAGUCGUUCGCGAACCGUAGAGUGUUUGCCUAUAUUGACUCCGGUGCGCCCGAUGGCAUUCAGCUCGAUACCAAGGGCAACGUUUAUUCUGGUUGCGGCGAAGGUAUCAACGUCUGGAACGCCGGAGGCACGCUCAUUGGGAAGUUCUAUCUGAACAGCACCUCGGCUGAGCUGAUGUUCACGAAGUCUGGUCUCGUUAUUUUGAAGGAAACGGCGAUGUAUCUGGCAAACAUCGAGGCUCAGGGGAUGACCCUAUCCGUCUUGUAG
Messenger RNA from Suillus paluster, 1197 nucleotides. RefSeq lists its product as uncharacterized. Bases 1 to 1197 code for a protein of 398 amino acids. The transcript has 6 exons. The record is from RefSeq and is a predicted model, not a curated record. Lineage: Eukaryota; Fungi; Basidiomycota; Agaricomycetes; Boletales; Suillaceae.